AUGGGAAUUGAUCACUACAAAAUACUUGGAGUGAAUCGCAACGCGAGCCCAGAUGUGGUGAAGAAAGCAUAUAAGAAACUGGUCAUGUUUUGGCACCCUGACAAACACUUGCAGGAAGAAGCUCGAGCCAAGGUCGACGCCAAGUUCAAGGAAAUCAACCAGGCUUACCAGAUUCUCAACGACCCUGUGAAACAACAUAACUACGAUAGCAUCAUCGCCAUCGAGAGUGGCAGAGAUCCGAGGAGGAGUGAGACAGUGGAAAGUUGCUGGAGGGUUUUUUUGGCUCUACUGAACAUACAUACUGGCUUCUUUUGCUCUUUUUCGCCGAUUGGUGUUCAAAAUGGAGUUUCCAAGCUUAGCUGCACUGCUGAUAUCUUGAGCAAGUCUGGGAGAAUGGUUGAUAACAACAAGAAAAUCACCCGUGUUCUUUUUUGCGGGCCACAUUUCCCCGCUUCUCAGGAUUACACGAGAGAAUAUUUGAACGAUUACCCUUUUGUCCAGGUUGAAGAUGUACCCUUUGCUGAUGUGUCUGAUGUUAUCGAGAAGUAUGAUAUCUGUAUAGUGAAAAACAUGAAGUUAGAUUUUAAUGUCCUCUCUCGUGCAAAAAAGAUGAAGCUUAUAAUGCAGUAUGGUGUUGGACUGGAAGGCGUUGAAAUUGAUGCUGCGACUAAGUUUGGAAUUAAAGUCGCUAGGAUUCCGAGUCAUGCCACUGGAAAUGCAGCCUCAUGUGCAGAAAUGGCCAUUUAUCUCAUGUUGGGCCUUCUCAGAAAGCAAAAUGAGAUGCAAAUUUCUAUAAAGCAGAGAAAGCUUGGAGACCCAAUUGGUGAAACACUACUUGGAAAAACAGUCUUCAUUUUAGGAUAUGGAAAUAUUGGAAUGGAGUUGGCAAAGCGCUUGAAACCAUUUGGUGUGAAAAUUAUUGCCACAAAACGGAAUUGGGACACUCAUUCAGAAGAUUCGUGCCAAUCAAAUGCGUUAGGUGACUUGGUUGACGAGAAGGGUGGUCAUGAAGAUAUCCAUUCAUUUGCAAGCAAUGCGGACAUUGUUGUUUGUUGUUUGUGUUUAAAUAGUGAAACAGUUGGCAUUGUAAACAAGUCAUUUAUAGCAUCGAUGAGAAAGGGUGCCCUUUUGGUAAAUAUUGCCCGAGGGGGUCUCCUGAACUAUGAAGCUGUUCUUUAUUACCUCGAGUCCGGACACUUAGGUGGCUUGGGCAUUGAUGUUGCUUGGACUGAGCCAUUUGAUCCUGAUGAUCCCAUUUUGAAGUUCAAUAAUGUUCUGAUCACACCUCAUGUUGCAGGAGUUACAGAGUAUUCUUACAGAUCCAUGUCAAAAAUAGUUGGUGAUACUGCCAUUCAACUUCAUGAAGGGAAGCCUUUGACAGGACUGGAGUUUGUCAACUGAUUCAGUUUAUAGAAUUGGCUUGUGACCUAGAUAAUUUGGGGUUAUUUAUCUAUUGUUACAGGGGGACUUGUAUUUGUAAUUGGAGGGGUUUGUACCUUAAAAUAAUCACCUUUUGGUGAAAUAGACGAUGAAUAAGAUUAGGAAAACACACGUAUCGUACAUACAACUUUCAAAUUCAUAAUGAUUGAAAGUUGGAAGACGUUGAGAUAAUUGGAUUUGUACCCAAUUCCUACAUUCUAGUAAAUACGAUUUCAUUUGA
This is a messenger RNA of Rosa chinensis, 1660 nucleotides long. RefSeq names its product hydroxypyruvate reductase. The transcript has 12 exons. The coding region runs from base 1 to 1401 and encodes 466 amino acids. The record is from RefSeq and is a predicted model, not a curated record. Gene Ontology annotation, molecular function: NAD binding; phosphoglycerate dehydrogenase activity. NCBI's taxonomy places the organism in Eukaryota, Viridiplantae, Streptophyta, Magnoliopsida, Rosales, Rosaceae.